Striga asiatica is the source of this 1226-nucleotide messenger RNA. NCBI's taxonomy places the organism in Eukaryota, Viridiplantae, Streptophyta, Magnoliopsida, Lamiales, Orobanchaceae. The record is from the annotation of a GenBank genome assembly.
AUAUAUUUUUUUUUUUUAAAUAAAUAAAUGAUUCCUCCUUGUUGCCCUUCCGCCAUUUAUUAAACUCAUCAUCUUAUAUAUUUGGUUAUUUUAUCAUAUAUUUUUCCCUUUACAUCCCAAAGGCUCUCAAAAAAAAAAGCAUGGCUUCUUCAUCAGGUGGCAACACCCAAAACAAAAAAAUGGAAAUCCCAAAGUACAAAUCCUUUUCGCCGGCUCCGGUUUCUCCUUCCUCGUACCUUUCGAUUCCUCCCACUUUGAGCCCUUCUCUUCUCCUCGAUUCUCCCGUUCGUUUUUCUUCGUCUAAUGUUUUUCCAUCACCAACGACGGGUACAUUUGCCGAGCUGUCGGAUGGGGAGAGGAAGUUUUCCGAUUUCUCAUUUCAAUCGUCCCAAACACGGCCUAAUUCCAACUCCUCGUCCUCCAUGUUCCCGAAUUCAAUGAACCCCUUGGCUCAGAAACAAAAAAGCGGGACAUUCAACCCGUUCAGUACAACCGGGUCAAAGCUCGAAUCGAGUCCAGCACAAAGUUUCUGUACAUCACAUACCGAUAACAAUAAUUACAAUAAUAGUAAUAAUAAUAAGAAUAAUAACAAUUCAGCCCCAUCAUCAAACUACAUCAAAGAGCAGAGAAAAUCAGACGACGGAUACAACUGGAGAAAAUACGGACAGAAGCAAGUCAAAGGGAGCGAAAAUCCACGUAGCUAUUACAAAUGCACUUUCCCAAACUGCCCCACUAAGAAAAAAGUCGAACGCAACUUGGAUGGGCACAUAACCGAGAUCGUGUACAAAGGGAGCCACAAUCAUCCCAAGCCCCAGUCGACCCGGAGGUCAUCUUCCAACUACAACGAUUUGUUGCCAAUGGCAAACGAUUCGAACUCACAACAGGCAGACUCUGUCACUGUCACCACACCGGAUAAUUCCUCCACCUCGUUUGGGGACGAUGAUUUCGAACAGGGCUCGUCGAUGCACGAUCAAGAGAACAAACCCGACGUCAAGAGAUGUGGCCCUUCGAACGGGAUGAACUUUCCCAACCACAACAACAGGCUACAAAGUAUACAAAACCAAACACCUUAUACUCUUCAGGUGCUGCAGGAUGUGAAUAAUUUUGCAUUUUCAGCUUAUGGGAACUCCUUCAAUCAGAUGCACCGGCAGGAAGAGAAUAAUACGUCUGCCAUGGCUAAGGAAGAACCUAAAGAUGACUCCUUUUUCGACUCUUUCCUAAACUGA